This is a messenger RNA of Penicillium malachiteum, 456 nucleotides long. RefSeq lists its product as uncharacterized. NCBI's taxonomy places the organism in Eukaryota, Fungi, Ascomycota, Eurotiomycetes, Eurotiales, Aspergillaceae. The transcript has a single exon. The coding region runs from base 1 to 456 and encodes 151 amino acids. The record is from RefSeq and is a predicted model, not a curated record.
AUGAAGGAUAAUAUCAGCGACAAUCUACGACAACAAUUGGAACGAAGGACACACCCAAACAAGCUAUUAUUCACCGACACCACGUACAACGCGAUUGUUCAACUUGUCGAAGGGAAAUACGCCUUUACGGACGGCGAAGAAAUCUGGAACUGGUUUCAUAUGACGCCCUCCGACUUCCCGUCCAUCUCGGAUUACAUUGAUAAUCUGAUGAGCACCGCUGUACGUCUGAAUUAUCACCCACCCACCUUGAGUCCCGGCACCGUUAUGAAGAAGGUCAUCGGAAGCCUAGACAGUAGGCCCGUGUUGAAAAUGAGGUGGAAAUACACGAUGCAGGAGAUCGAGGAUGACGAAUCUGCUUUUACAGAGAAGGAUCUGUGGGAAUAUGUCAAUCUCGUCCACCAAGAACUCAGGCAUGAAGAAACUGCCGCUGGAGCAAACGACCAACAAUUAGAGUAG